Lachancea dasiensis is the source of this 4506-nucleotide messenger RNA. The record is from the annotation of a GenBank genome assembly. Lineage: Eukaryota; Fungi; Ascomycota; Saccharomycetes; Saccharomycetales; Saccharomycetaceae.
AUGAGCAACCCCCUCAACUCAAGUAUUUCAACAUCGAGUCUUUCAGAGCAUUUAAUACACCUUCAAAUAAAUUCAUUCGACUCCUAUCAGGAUGCUCCUACUCAAUUUGAUCGUGCUCGUGGAAACAGCCUUCCUGAUCGCCAUUUUGAGACAGUACCAGUCAUCAGAGUAUAUGGCUCGUUAGCAAGUGGCCAAAAUGUUCUCUGUCACAUCCAUGGGAUUUUUCCUUACAUUUACAUCGCAUACGAUGGUAGGGAACACGACUCUUCGAAAACGAUGGGCACUAGAGCUGCCAGCCUACAUAUGAAGAUAGAAAAGAAACUAAAAGAAGUUUAUGCUCGCAAACCCAAUAUAGAAUCUUCAAAGGGAAGUGAAAAUAGUCACCAUGAUAAAGAUUUGAAGUAUGUCGCUGACGUUAGUCUUGUACGAGCCGUGAAUUUUUAUGGUUAUCACCGUGGAUACUCUGCAUUUUACAAGAUAUCGUUGCUCAGGCAGUCGGCGACAAGAAAAUUAUCCGAGCUCUUGCGAGAUGGCAAGGUUUCUGGCAGUAAAUGUCAAGUUUUUGAAGCUCAUAUACCCUACCUACUACAAUUCUCCACCGAUUAUAACCUAUUCGGUUGUUCAUGGCUACGCCUGCAUAAGUGCUAUUUCCGCACCCCUCUCUUUAAUACAGACUAUGGCCAAGAUACGCUUUUGCUAAACGAAGCACUGAACGAGUUUCUAGCUAAAUUUCAUACAGAUGAUCAUUGUACAAGUUCUCUUCGAAGAGUGGGCAGGGGUCUUCUGGAAAUUGACAUUAUACCGCAGUUUAUUCAAAAUCGUGAGGAAAUCACGUACAGAGACCUUCACAGCUUGUUAUUCGAAAGUUCGCAAUAUGACAAGGAGGAAACGCUCUUCAUUCCUUCAACAAAGGAGUUGUGGAACCAGACAUGCUUGCUACGCAAUGAAUUUAGUUUGGGAAACUACAAACGGCCAGUCGAAGUAGUGAGGACAGAAAAACCACAAACAUGGCAAAGUCAUGAGGAAAAUAUAGCUUUUCUACGAAGAGCCAGGGAGCGUAUGUCUCUCCGUAACAAGACAAUUUCAAAAAGCCAUAAAUUUGCAGUCGAAGAACUGGCAUUGCCUAACCUCGCUAUAACUUUUUUGUGGCCCACAACGGGCGCAACGAAACAAACUGACUUGAACGUGACGAACAUGGAAGGCGAAUCCUCUAUUGAGGUCCCCAUUUCGCCAAACUCUCCUAGAAGUGAUGGGUCGGAAUCUCCAUUAACCUCAGAUUCUCCCAAAAAUUCAAAUAUAUUAUCAAGUCAGGAUGAGCGCGAGCAAAACAUUGGCUAUCCCGAUCUUCAUACCAGCGAAAAACGCAUAGUUAGCCAGGAAUUACAGGCUUCAAGUGAUUCUGGAGAGCCUCAAGCGGCUAUUUCUGCUUUUAAUGACAAAAUUUUAACACAAGCGAUGACCCAAAAACGAACAUACAGCCAUACAGCCUCAGAUACUUCUGAGCGAGACAAGAUUCGAAAAAUUGUGCGCUCGGGUUGUACUAUAGCGAACUCUGACGACUCUUAUCGGUACACGCAAUUCCCCCUCCGGUAUAGUUCAAUUUUAUCCGAUCUUGAGCGCUUGGGCCAUCCCAAGAUUGAUUACAGAGACCCAUACUUCAAGGAACCCGAGGACCUGAAAAAGAAAGGUUAUACUUAUUCAGGGCGAAAAUUCAGCUUGCGGUCAACGCAUUUGAGUUGCAGGAAGCCAGUUGACUUUGGUGGUGAGUUUCAGCAACUCGGUCAAAAGUUCAUCCAUGCCGCUAAUGACUCGACCUGGAAGUAUGCUCCAACCCCACCAAAUUACUGGUGCGUGAAAUCUUACGCCACGGCAAAAGCUCGUAAAUUUCGCUCACAGAUUGUGUUUCAAACUUUAAGCAAUGAGUUUGGUUACAAAUUUAAGAGUGGAAAUUCUUUAAGAAGCAUGUCCACGGGUAAUCAUUUGAAACUUUCUCAUUUAACCAUAGAAGUGUUCUGCACCACUAGAGGGAGCUUAUUGCCGGAUCCUGCUAUUGAUCCUGUAACUUUGAUUUUUUGGAAAGUUGAACCCGGUUCAUUUUCAGUUGAUAUUGGCAUCUCUCAAGAAGGUUUGAUGGCUUUUUCUAAUGAAAACGACCACUUAUCGUCUCUCUCUUCCAACCUGAUUGAAGCAGCAAAACCAACCCCCGUGGCCAUAUACUCUUCAGAGGAUGAAAUGCUCCAGGGCUUAGUAGAUCUAGUUCUACUUCUUGAUCCUGACAUCCUAUCAGGUUUUGAGGUCCACUCAAGUUCGUGGGGGUACGUAAUUGAUAGAUGCAAUCUGGCUUACGAUCGUGACUUCUGCGAGGAAAUAGCUAGAGUGGAAGAGAAUCAAUUCAACAAAAAAAAAGAUGUAUGGGGAUAUUCACACGAUUCUGGUAUCCGCAUUGCUGGCCGACAUGUGUUAAACAUAUGGCGGCUUAUGAGAUCUAGCUUGAACCUCUUGAAGUAUACUUUGGAGAACAUUUGUUUCCAUACUUUACAUGAAAGGCUUGCCCAUUUCCCUCCAUCACUAUUAACCAGGUUAUGGAUAACCAAUAAUGACGCCACCUCGCUGAUUACAUUGUUGAAUUAUUGGAAGAAGAGAACGGAAAUUAACUUAAGGUUAUUGGAAAGUCAACAAACUAUCAAUCAGACUGUGGAACAGGCAAGAUUGAUAGGCGUUGACUUCUAUUCCGUUAUAUCCCGCGGCUCCCAGUUCAAGGUAGAGUCUGUAUUGAUCCGAUUGUGCAAAUCUGAACAUUACUUAGCCUUGUCUCCCAGUAAAUCACAAGUUAGAAAGCAGAAGGCUCUAGAAUGCAUUCCACUGGUAAUGGAACCAGAGUCUGCAUUUUAUAAAAGUCCACUAGUAGUGUUGGACUUUCAAUCAUUGUACCCCUCCAUCAUGAUAGGAUAUAACUACUGUUAUUCAACUAUUCUAGGUCGGGUCCAAGAGCUCAAAUUAAACGGCACUGAGGUAGGUGCCAGCGACAUCAAUAUUCCAAGAGGACUAAUAGAAGAGGUAGCCGACCAUCUUUCAAUCUCUCCUAAUGGAGUGGUAUACAUGGGAGACACCGUAAGAAGGUCAAUGCUUGCAAAAAUGUUGGCUGAUAUCCUUCAUACUAGGCUUUUAGUGAAAACCACCAUGUCAAACUUAAAAUCCAAAAACGAGACUAUCUCAAAUCUUUUGAACAGCAAACAGGUGGCUUUGAAACUCUUAGCGAAUGUCACAUAUGGGUACACUUCUGCUUCCUUUUCAGGUAGAAUGCCAUGCUCAGAUGUCGCCGACAGCAUUGUUCAGACUGGCAGGGAGACAUUGCAGAAAGCAAUAUCCCUCAUAGAGUCGAACUCCGAAUGGGGGGCAAAAGUAGUUUAUGGUGACACCGACAGUUUGUUCGUUUAUAUGCCUGGUAAGUCGAAAGAAGAGGCCUUUCGUUUUGGCAAAGAAAUGGCAUCUAAAGUCACAAGUUGUAAUCCAUCUCCGGUGACACUCAAAUUUGAGAAACUGUACCAUCCUUGCAUUUUGGUCAGUAAGAAAAGAUACGUUGGAUAUUCUUAUGAGAAGGAGGAUCAGCUUCAACCAAAGUUUGACGCCAAAGGGAUUGAGACGGUCAGGAGGGAUGGACACCCGGCACAGCAAAAGAUAGUCGAAAAAUCCUUGCGAAUUUUAUUCGAGACUCAAAAUUUAUCAGCUGUCAGGGCCUACGUGCAGGACCAAUUUCUGAAGAUAAUCAAAGGCCAGGUGUCGGUACAAGAUUUUUGUUUCGCGCGCGAAGUGAAAUUAGGAUCCUACAAAAGUGAGAAAACCGCUCCACCCGGGGCCGUGGUAGCUCAGAAACAAAAAGCCUUAGAUCACAGGGCAGAGCCUCAAUAUCGCGAGAGAGUUUCAUACGUAGUCACAAAAGGACGACCGGGACAAAUAUUGCGAGACCGCUGCAUUCCUCCCGAGGUUUUCUUGUCUAAUGACAUGUUCGAACUCGAUUCCACGUACUAUAUCACUAAAACCCUUAUUCCGCCAUUGCAACGGUUUUUCAAUCUCAUUGGUGUAGAUGUUACGAGAUGGUUUGCAGAGAUGCCUAGGGUACAGGAUUUGAAUUACCACCAGGAUAAAAAUGGAAAACUGCCAGACUUCAUGCGCUCCACGUUAUGCUUUAGCUGCAAAAGUGAAAUGAAAGGAAGCUCUGAUGGUCUUUUGUGCGCAAAUUGCUUGAUGCAGACAUGCUCGACGGCUGCGGCAAUUUUAGAAGAAGACAUAGAUUCAAAAAGAAAGCUCAAGAACGUCUUAACCGCCUGCAGAGCUUGUUGUGAGCCUCUGACGAAGAACUCUCAAUAUGACAUGUCAAAAAUUGUCACCAAAUGUGAUUCUCAAGACUGUCCUGUUUAUUACUCGCGGAUCAGAUAUGGGUCAUCUACUAAUUCCCAUAGGGCUAGGGAACGCUUAAAAGUACUAAAACAGUUGGAUCAUUGGUGA